This is a messenger RNA of Pteropus alecto (black flying fox), 963 nucleotides long. RefSeq names its product olfactory receptor 51J1. The record is from RefSeq and is a predicted model, not a curated record. Gene Ontology annotation, molecular function: G protein-coupled receptor activity; olfactory receptor activity. Gene Ontology annotation, cellular component: membrane. NCBI's taxonomy places the organism in Eukaryota, Metazoa, Chordata, Mammalia, Chiroptera, Pteropodidae. Gene Ontology annotation, biological process: G protein-coupled receptor signaling pathway.
AUGGAGUCUCGCCAUGACAUUUCCAAUGGUUCUAUUGAGUUCACACCUGCAACAUUCACUCUUGCUGGCAUCCCAGGGCUGAAAACAAAGUAUAUAUGGAUAUCUAUUCCCUUCUGCCUGAUAUACAUUAUCAUCUUCAUAGGAAAUGGCACCAUUCUUCAUAUCAUUCGAAUUGAAUCUGCUUUGCACCAGCCUAUGUACUUCUUUCUGGCCAUGCUGGCCUUUGUCGAACUUGGUGUUUCUGCUUCCACCAUGCCUACUGUGUUAGGCAUUUUUAUCUUUGGCAUUUAUAAUAUCAGUUUUGGUGGUUGUCUUCCAGAUGUUUUCCAUGCAUUCUUUUACCCUCAUGGAGUCAGGUGUCCUUCUGGCUAUGUCUAUAGACCGCUUCGUGGCUAUUUACAGCCCACUGCGCUAUACAACCAUCCUGACAAUUCCCCGCAUCACUGGGAUGGGCACCACCAUUGCCUUGAGAAGCAUGAUACUUAUGUUCCCACUGCUCUUUCUCCUGAAGGAUCUGCCUUUCUGUGGCCAUAACACCCUCACACAUUCUUAUGCCUCCACUCUGAUCUGAUCAAAUUGCCCUGUGCAGACACGCGCCUCAACAGCAUCCUUGGUCUGUUUGUCAUUACCUCCACAUUUGGGAUGGACUCAUUGCUCAUCAUGAUAUCUUACAUGCUGAUUCUUCACACAGUACUGGGAAUAGCUUCUGGGGCAGGGCGUUGGAGAGCAUUCAACACAUGUGUGUCACACAUCUGUGCUGUGCUUGUGUACUAUGUUCCCAUGAUCAGCCUCUCUUUGUUGCAUCGCUUUGGGCGGCAUUUACCUCCACUCCUCCAGACUGUCAUGGCCAAUGCAUACCUCUUUUUCCCACCUCUGGUCAACCCCAUUGUCUACAGCAUGAAAACUAAGGAAAUUCGCAAUAGUAUAUUACGUACACUGUCUAGAAAGAAGGGUGAGAUCUAA